Molecule: messenger RNA, 924 nt
Organism: Trypanosoma cruzi
Lineage: Eukaryota; Euglenozoa; Kinetoplastea; Trypanosomatida; Trypanosomatidae
Exons: 1
Coding region: 1-924 (307 amino acids)
Molecular function (GO): protein binding; nucleic acid binding; zinc ion binding
Source: RefSeq, a predicted model, not a curated record
AUGGAGGUGGAGAUGGAAGAGGAAAAUUGUUGUUUCUGCGUGUAUAUAAAUAUAUCCUUUUAUUUCGCCCUUUCUUCUCUUAUCUGCGUGUCUAUUUGUUUGUGUGCUUGCACAAAGUCGAUGUCAGCCGCGAAGCAACCGCAGCGAGUGCAGCUUGUGGUACGUGGGCGGCGGUUUGAAUCCAACGUGGAGAUUCUUUCGGCGUACUGCUUCCUGUUCCGCAGCUUCUUCCAUGAGGCAUUUGCAAAGAUAACAACUUCCAACGGCGUCAAGGGGGAGAAAGAUGACUGGUGGGUAUGUUACGAAGUCGCCAGACGCACACUUGAAGUGUGCCUUCAGCGGCCUGUCCAUGAUGAUUUGUUGGUCGACGUUACAUCUAUCGAGUUGGACCGGGAGGCAUCCAUAUGGAGGUUUGUCUACACCGCCGAGACAUUGGCGCCGGAGGAUGUGGGUGUUAUUUUUGUGUACAUUCGAAAACUAUUUUGUUGGAGCCAACAACAAAAACAAAAACAAAUACAAGAAGGGCAAACAGAGUGGCAACAAGAGCCACAGCUGCCUAUUCGUUGGGUGGAGAUGCCGUAUGACACGCAACUCGCGAUGGCGCGAGUGGUCUGCACCUUUGGUGUAGAGCCGCUUGUUGGACGCUUUGAUCGUCCUACCGCCUCGCUCAAUAAUCAUGGGAAGAGCACUGAAGCGGGUCCCGUUUCAUUGCGGGAGAAGGCUGAGGUGUAUGCUCGGCAACAUCUUCAGCAGGAGCGGUCUGUGGCAUGUGGAACCACACAGGAGAAAUCAACAGAAGAAACACUGGAAAGAGGGAAAGAUCGUUUCCAUUACGCCAUUGCGGAUGAGGAUUUGGUGUUGGAGACAAAGGCGUGUUCGAGGUGUGGGAUAACUGGACAUGCUGAUGUUGACUGUCCUCACUGA